This is a messenger RNA of Prosopis cineraria, 879 nucleotides long. RefSeq names its product mannosyltransferase APTG1-like. Gene Ontology annotation, biological process: GPI anchor biosynthetic process. Gene Ontology annotation, molecular function: alpha-1,2-mannosyltransferase activity. Bases 1 to 879 code for a protein of 292 amino acids. NCBI's taxonomy places the organism in Eukaryota, Viridiplantae, Streptophyta, Magnoliopsida, Fabales, Fabaceae. The transcript is spliced from 6 exons. The record is from RefSeq and is a predicted model, not a curated record. Gene Ontology annotation, cellular component: endoplasmic reticulum membrane.
AUGCUUGCGCCAAAUUCUAUUUUCCCGCGCUUCAAAUUGGUGUCACUGGUCACUGACAUUGUUGUUGGCAAUACUCAAGAAGUUCAAAUCAUAAUCGAAUGGGUUUGGGUGGACCGGUGGAGUUUGAUUCAGGACCCCAGACUAUGGACUUCGAUCGAUUAUGGAUCACCAAUAACUGGUUACUGUCUUCUGAGUCCAAUCACAUAUAACUAUUCGGGAUUGCUCUCCAUCUCUCUGUUCUCGUCAGAGAAGAGAAUCUUUUGUUUCUGCUUGGCAUUCCGGACGCUUAAUGCUCUAUUACUGCAGACAUGUUUCAAUUCGGAUGAACACUGGCAAGGGCCUGAAGUUGCACAUCGCAUUGCUUUUGGAAGGAAGUGGGGUUUACUUUUAGCAGCUUUAGCUUUUGCUGUUCGGCCAACAAGUGCAAUCACAUGGUUGUAUGUUGGCCUUCUUAAGCUUUUAACAGUACAUGACAGAUUGAGAUUCCUCUUUCCAGAGAUGGCUCCCAUUGGGGCCCUCUUGCUUGGACUAACCUGCUUGCUAGAUCGUUUCAUGUAUGGCAAGUGGAUUUUGGUACCUCUUAAUUUUCUAAAAUUCAAUUUUCUUUCCUCAGGAGACUAUUAUGGAACCCACAAGUGGCACUGGUACUUCAUUCAGGGAUUUACAGUCAUGAUCUUCACUCACCUACCAUUUUCCUUAGCUGGCAUAAUUUAUUCCAAACAACGGAAAUUUUCUGGCCUUAUCACCUGGGUUUCACUAUUUUACAGUGUGCUAGGUCACAAGGAAUUCAGGUUUGUCUUGCCAGUUCUUGCUAUAGCUCUUAUGUUCUCUGGUUAUUCUUUAGCCAUUAUGAACGCUUCUGGUAAAAAGGAUCCCUGA